Molecule: messenger RNA, 1323 nt
Organism: Peronospora farinosa
Lineage: Eukaryota; Oomycota; Peronosporomycetes; Peronosporales; Peronosporaceae
Source: the annotation of a GenBank genome assembly
AUGGAGUAUGUCUCUUCCUCUGACAAUCCAAACAACUAUGAUUGUUUACCUCCUGAGGUUUUGCAACGAGAUCAUGAAACGAAACCGUCUCGCGCUUUAGCAGAGGUACAAGGUGACAGCGUCUGGGUGUCGAGGGGGGAAGAAAGUGAUAAUGCUGGAACUGAAAGCAGCCAACGCUCGCGCAAAAAGCAAAGGGUCGAGACAAACGAGUAUGGAGCGCUAAUCGAUAAGUUACGACAGGAAGUUGCCGAGGUAAAGGAACGGCUGAGUUUGACGAGCAGCAGUCAUUCUAAAAAUGCGGCUUACGAGCUCGGAAAAAAAUGCAUUGAGGCGAAACAAACCGCAUCUAAUAUGAAGAGGAAGCUGGCGGAACAUUCCCACUGGUUACAGCGAGUUAGCAGCUUAAUGGAAACAGCACCACUUCUUGAUUUUGCGCCUGAUGCGUAUGGUGAACAGUCUGAACAGGCGCCAAAAGAUUCUAACUUGCAACAAAGUCUGGAGGUCCUUGACGAGUGGAGAAAAGAUGCGACAAGUAAGCCGCGCCCUCGCUUUCUCUUGAAUGAGCGCCUGCAUGCUGCGCUUAAUGUUACCCAAGACAACGCAUCACGACUGUUGCUUGAUGCAACAAACAAUUUGCAAUCUUUUCAGUUAUCAUUGGAAUUCGAGUCGCAUGGAUGGAAAAUUGCAACGGGAGUUCUCAUGACCGACAACAUUAGCUUUAGUUGCCAUCGUGUGCUUCCUUCUGGCAUGAAUAGUAAGGCUAAAGAUGUCGCUAUGGCAUUUUGGAACUUUGUUGAGCACGAUGAAAUUUUCCGAACGUUCGUGCCACUUGUACAAGACUCGAUUAUCACUCAUCAGGAGACGGAUUGCUCGCUGUCAUGUCGAGUAUUACAACUCUCACCAGAGAUGAAUCAGCAGGCAGUGGCAACUGUUGAGUCGAUCAGUUCGACCCUAGACAAGAAUGGACAAGAGACCUCGUGGCAGAUCUCCAUGGAAGCAGUGCAUGAUCACUACCUAUGCACUUUCGUGGCAGACGCAGUCGGCGAUUUGGUCAUACCGAAGACAGCCCCAUCUGUCAAGCUUGACCUCGGACUUCAAAUGAGCAAACUUAACAUGCACAAUAAGGUUAUUAUAGGUGCACGGGUGACUACAACGGAAGAGGGUGUCGACAUUUUGAUUGUCAGCGCGGCGCGGUUUGACCUCCCAUGCUAUCGAGAUCCAGCAUUUGAUUUGCUCCAGCACUUAGUGUCACACUUGCCUGUGUACGAAGAUCUACAUUUAACACCGCUCAACAGUAAUCAAGCGCCUGACGUACUUACGUAA